Molecule: messenger RNA, 6486 nt
Organism: Microplitis demolitor
Lineage: Eukaryota; Metazoa; Arthropoda; Insecta; Hymenoptera; Braconidae
Exons: 4
Coding region: 264-6068 (1934 amino acids)
Molecular function (GO): protein binding
Source: RefSeq, a predicted model, not a curated record
AGUUUAUGUGUGUAUACACUUACACAAUUUAUCGUACAUGAUUGAAACAAUAGAACAAAAGUAAUUAACACAAAAUUUUCUGGAGUGGGAUAUUGUCAUUUGUAAGUAAAAAUCCUAGAGUCGAGAUCGAGCUUACACAAAAAGACUGAUGAUUUUAUAAAAUAAAAACAAAAAAAAGUUAAUCAUUAUAAAGCAAAGACUCAACUCUUUCUAACCUAUGAAAAUUUAAUCAAAGAAGUUAAAUCGAGAUACUAAAUUUUACCAUGGAACUUGAUGGCUCAGAUGAAACAGCUCUUGUUAAUGAUAAUCUUUGUGUAAAUUUAGAAGCUGCGAUUAGUGAUUUAGAUGAAAAACGUGUACGGGAAUUACUUGAUUUAUUGAAACAAAGGGAUGAUGCAAAUGGAUCAUGUACUUUAGAAGGAGAAGUUGGAUAUACUAUGCUUCGAAAUGCUAUUCAGAAGAAUAGAAAUAUCGCGAAGUUAUUAAUCGAACAUGGUGUUGAUGUAAACAGGCCAUCAAACCAAGCAUGUAAUUCCCCACUUCAUAUAGCCAUAAAAAAUGUAGAUUUUGUGCUAGUGGAAAUGUUAUUGAACCGAGGUGCUAGAACAAGAGCUAAAAACUCUCAAGGAAAAACACCUCUUUAUCUCGCAGUUGAAUGUAAUUGUGAGAAAAUAAUAGAAACAUUAUUAGAGAAAGAUAAUGAGCCAAAUUUAAAUACAAAAAAUAAAUUAUUUCCCAUUGACGCUGCUGCUAAAAACGGAAAUGAAAGAAUUUUUAAUUUACUGGUUAGUAAAGGCGCUAAAUCAAACACAAAAUAUUGUGAUGGUACAGUAAUGCUAGAUGUAGCAGUCGAAAAAGGAUAUUCGUUAUCUGUCAGUCAGAUUCUCAAAUAUACAAAUUCUGAGAUCAACAAAAAUUCAAAAAAUAAUAAAUUGAUAACCGUCGCUGUUUUGGGUAAUGAACCCGGGCAUCAGGCGAUCGCUAAAACUCUGUUCAAUGCCAAAUUUCCUUUGGACCCUGAAAGUAUUCAUAAUGUUGAGUUUGUUCACAAAGUUGUUGAAACAGGACACACUGAUAUCCUUGAUGACUUAUUAAAGCUUGGUGCUGAUCCAAAUACUGUCAGUUUAUCAGGCAAUGCACUUUUAAUAACAGCUUGUAAAUCCCAAAGAGCUGAAAUUGUUAAAUUAUUGAUAAAAAAUAAUGCCGAUGUACGUGUAAAAGAUAUAUACGGACGUUCAGUAUUAUAUUACGCUAUUGAUAAUCUGCAUAGCAGCAAUCACAAAUGGCGUUUUUACAAUAGUGUUAGUGAUGAUUCUGAUUGUGAAGAUGAAAAAUUUGCAGACGAUAAAGUAAAGUGUUUUUCCGAUGAUUGGUUCGAAAUCACUAAAAUGCUGAUUGAUAAAGGUAUUGACGUAAAUGAAAAGGACGAAACACAUUUAACACCUUUAUACUAUGUAGCAAAGAAUAAUUAUACACAUAGAUAUUAUCAUUAUAUUAAAGAACUUACCAUUUUGUUGUUAAAAUCAGGAGCUGACAUUAAAUGUCGUGAUAAAAACGGCAAUACCCCGCUCCAGUAUGCAAUUUUGCAAGGAUGUUUAGAGAUGGUUAAAUUACUUUUGCAACAGGAUUCAGCAAGUGAUGAUACUAAGACGUUCAAUAACAAGAGACAGACACUUCUUCAUUCUGCAGCUUCAAUUAAGUCAAGGAGCAUCAUUAAAUUGCUUUUAAAACGCAAGUAUUUUGAAAAUGUUGAUUUUCAAGAUAUCGAUGGUAAAACUCCUCUCCAUUUGGCUGUUCAAAACUUACGACUGAAAACAGUGAAACUUCUUUUGAAACACAAUGCGAAUGCUAAUGUAGUUGAUAAAAAAAUGUGGACUCCACUGCUUUGUGCUAUCCACAUUCCUUAUCAAUUAGCGAUGGUUGAAACAUUGUUGGAACAUAAAGCAGAUGCUAAUUGUAUCAAUAAAGACGGAUUAACGCCAUUAUUUAUUGCCGCUUCCCAUACCUGUGAUGAGUAUAUUCAGAUGCUUUUAAAAUAUGGAGCUGACUUAAAUUUGAAAAUCGGCGAUUCUGGAAAAACAGCUCUACAUUGUUUAGCCGAGUGUGAAAAUAAAUGUGUUGAUAAAAUAAUAAAAUAUGGCGCGGAUAUUAAUAUCUUGAGCAACGAUGAAAAAACAGCUUUAGAUUAUUUAAUGGAGUCUAUGGUAUCAUAUUGUAAAAAGAAUAACGUGGAGUUAAACCCAUUGAGGUCAUUCAUACAUGUUGAAUACUACACUAAUAAGUAUCGCGAUAACGCACAGAAUUUAAUCGAGCAUAUAUUAAAAUUGAAAACUAUUAAUUCAUAUGUUUGUGAAAAAAAUUUACUUUCAGUCUAUAAAUAUGAGCUUGAUUACGGCUGGAUAAAUGAUCGUGAGAUGACUUACAAAGCAGCCAAAAAAUCAAAGAUUGAUGAGUUUCAAAAAAAAUGCGAACAAGAAAUCGAACUGAUGAAGCAACAUACGAUUAAUAAUACUAAGAUUAAUAUUUAUCAAAUUUUAACUAAAUGCACUCAUCGUUUAGCUAAAUAUAUUUUAAACGAGAAUGUAAAUCAGCAAUUAAGAGAAUUUAAUCAUGCUGAAAAAUUUCCUAUCUACUGCGACUUGAUAAAGUUACGUAUUGAAAAAUGCUCGGAAAGAAAAAAAAUAUUGCAUCAAGAUACUGACUAUUCAUUCCAAAGAGUUUUUCCAUCUUUACCUUACGAUUGUAUCGACAAAAUUCUGGGCUAUCUGGACAAUAAGGACUUACAAGUUCUAAUAACUGUUUGUCAAUUGAGUACAGACUCCCACGUAUCAGUAUCUGAUACUAAUAAUUCGAAUGUUUCAAACCCGAACAAUACUUCAAAGAGACAAAAAAUUAUCACCAUGUUAGGUUAUUAUACAAAGUUUAGUAAUCCUAUAAAUGAUGGGACAUAUUUCAUGCUUCGAGAUGCUGUGCAACGUAAAAACAGUGAGUUGGCAAAAUCACUUUUGAACAAUGGUGCUCAGGUAAAUAGUCCUCACAGCAGAUCAUGUAACACAGUACUUCAUUUUGCUACGAUGAAUCGUAAUGAAGAAUUGGUGCAAAUGUUGCUAGACGCAGGAGCUUAUGUUAACAUACCAAACACACACGGUAAAACUCCACUACAUUUAGCAGUUGAAGGCGGCUCUGAGCGAAUAGUUGAAUUACUUGUCAACAAAGGAGCCAACGUAAAUACCGUUGCUAAAGAUAAUUCAAGGCCAAUCGAAAAAGCUAUUGCGGCUUGGAGAAGUAAUAUUUUUAAAUUACUUGUAUGUCACGGUGCUAAUGUUAACAUUACUCUCAGUAAUGGUGAAACACUACUCCAUAGAGCAGUUAAUAGCAAUAAUCCAUCUACUGUCAAGUGUAUUCUUGAAAAAUCUUCAAUUAAUAAAAAUAUGAACAAACACUGUCUUACAACAGCAGUACUCAAUGGAAAUGAAAAAAUUGAACAACUCUUGAUUAAACAUGGUUUCGAAGUUGAACCUCAAUGUGUUAAGAAUUCGAAAUUUUUCCACGCUAUCGUUGCAAGGGGAUAUACCAAAUGCGUAAAUGAUCUUUUGAAAAUGGGUGCUGAUGUUAAUGCACUUCGUCAAGAAACAACUAAAUAUUCACUUCUUCAUACUGCUUGUAUAAAUCGAAAAUUACAAAUAACUAAAUUAUUAAUACAGCAUGAUAUUGAUUUAAAUCUGAAAGAUAGUAAAGAAAAAACGGCAAUAUUUUAUGCCGUAAAAAAUGGCGAUUUUAAUAUUGUAAAAUUGUUGGUAGCUAACAGAGCUCGCGUCGGAAAUGACCCUGAUUUACUUAACAUUGCUGCUCAUAAUCAAUGCAUUGGUAUUGUUCAGAUUUUACUCGAACACGGUGUUAAUAUUAAUGCAUCUGAUCGUUUUGGAAAUACGGCUUUACAUUCGGCAUUAAGUGAACGGUUAUUACAAUUAGAUAGCAAUGUAACUUGUAUACUCUCUUCUAAAGACGUUAAGACGUCAUUAGUUAGAGUACUAUUGAAGAAAGGUGCUGAUGUAAAUAUUCGAAUGAAGGAUGGUCGAACACCGCUUCAUUUAGCUGUUCGGACUAAUAAAGAAGAAAUCGUAAAUACUCUUCUGGAACACAAUUCACAAGUAAAUGUAUCAGAUGUUAAAGGAAUUACACCAUUACAUUUAGCUGUACAAGCAAAAAAUUUAAUUAUUGUUGAUAGUCUUCUCAGUAAAAAGGCAGAUAUUAAAGCUACGGAUAUAAAAAGUAUGACGGCGUUACAUUUUGCCUCUGAAGUAGGAUAUCUAGAUAUUAUUAAAAGUCUCUUGAGAUAUCAACCUGAUGUCAAUGCCGUAGAUCAAUUUUGCUUGACACCAUUGCAUUGUGCGGCUAAAUAUGGACACUUAAAAGCUGUUAAAAUUUUACUUGAGCACCAUGCUAAUGAAGAUGCCGUUGACAUAAGUGGUUCGACGAGUCUUCAUUUAGCUGUUGAAGCAAGGCAUCAUAAGAUUGUUGAGCACUUACUUAAAUUUGAUCCUGACAUGAAUUCACCAGAUGAUAAUGGUGAAACUUAUCUUCAUAUUGCGGUGAAAAAUAAAGACAUUGAUACUACCAGAUUACUUUUGAACUAUUCCAUAGACGUUGAUUCUGUCAAUAAAGAUGGAUUAACUCCACUAUUAAUAGCUGCGCUCUAUAAUUACUCAAUAUUAAUUAAACUGUUGAUAGAGAACGGAGCUGAUAUUCAUUUUACCGAUCCACUAGGUAGGAGUGCUCUUCUCAUUGCUGCUGAAAAUAAUAACCUAGAAAUUGCUUCAAGUCUAUUAAAAAAACAUGCUGAUGUUAACUGUAAAGACAAAAAUGGAUUGACACCACUACUAAUAGCAGUUUGUUCAAAUCAUGAAAAUCUCACUGGUCUUUUCCUCGAGCACAAUGCAGAUGUUAAUUGUCCUGAUCAAAACGAUAAGCUAGCAAUUCACAUUGCUAUGGAGAACAGAAAUGAAAGUAUAGUUUUAAAAUUAUUAACUCAUGGCGCCGAUGUUAAUUCUGUUGAUGAUCAAGGCUCGACUGCUCUUCUCACAGCUAUUUCACAAGCAUCAUCUCAACAAUUUAUUGAAAAAUUACUCAUGCUUGGUGCAGAUGUUAAUCAUAGAAAUAACGAAGGAGAGACAGCACUUCACAUUGCUGCAAAAAUGAAACGAUCUAACAUUAUUGCAAUGUUAUUAAGAUAUGGCACAGACAUAAAUAUUAAAUGUCACAGAAAUAAAACCGCUUUAUUUCAUACAUAUGAGUACACCUAUUCAGACAACCGUCCAUCAUCUUCGGACGAUGAAGGUUGUGGGUAUUCUGAUUGUGAAUGUUGGGAUGGUGGUUAUUGCGAUAGGUGGAAUCGAAGAAGUUGGUAUGACGAAGACGAAGAUUAUCAAUACGAAAACUUUUCUUGCCAUGUCGAUGAAUGUUCUUCAGUUGUUGCAGUUUUCAAGCAACAUAUUUUAAAGCUACAAGCUGCUAAAUUCGAUGUAGAUGACAGUAAUAUUCAUGCUCUUAGAUUCUUCAAGAAAAUGGAAAGUAACAGGGACAACGGUGAAAAUUACGACAUAGACUCUGAUGAAUACAAUGAAAGUGAUUCUGAUAUGGAUUCGGAUUCGGAUAGCGAAGCCGACAUUCAAAGUUUUGACAGUAAAGAAAUUAUGGAAUUAGAGUCUAUGAGAAAUGAAAAAAUUGGCAACAGCAACAUAUCAUUCUAUGAGUUUUUGACAAGUAGUGUGCAUCGGUUAGCUAGAUAUGUCAAGAAUGAAAAUAUCGUCGAAAUUAUAAAUUUGAAUGAUUAUGAUUUGAUAUUUCCUAUUUACUCUGACAUCAUCAAGAGUCGCUAUCACAUGGGCAUAGAGAGGAACAAAUUAUUAACACAAUGUGAAUUUCUUGGUGAUAUUUUUGUAGACUUACCUGAUACUUGCAUUGAUGAAAUUAUAAGUUAUCUUAACAAUCAAGAGCUUAGAUUCUUAACGAAUGCGUACAAAGAUCAAAAUUUUUCGAACAAACGAAAAAUUCAUCUCGUUUCAUAAAAUUAAUUGUUCCAAUUAUUGUAAACGAGAUCAAAAGCUCACUUAUUUUUUUUUUGUUUUUUUUUUUUUAAUUUAUUUUUUUUUUAUUCUUAAAAUAUUUAAAUAACUUAAUGGAAAUAAUUUCUAAUUAGUUUAACUAUGAAUAAUCAAUAUUUAAAAAAUAUGUUAGAAAUUUCAAUUGCUUGUUAUCAAUACGAUUAACCGCAGUUGAUUUGCGUGUAAUUAUUUUAAUUCUAUAAAGUUGAUUAUGAACCAUUAUAAAGUUUAUUUUGAAAAUAUAAUCAUUUAUUUUAAGUGAAAUACUUGUAUUCAAAAAUUUAAAUGAAAGUUUUUAUGGUUUUAAUAAUAAUUAUUGAGUAUAUAUUUCAAUAAUAUAAAUACUUCGUUUCAAAUGAACAUUUUUCUUUACUGCUCAAUA